This is a messenger RNA of Micropterus dolomieu (smallmouth bass), 927 nucleotides long. RefSeq names its product olfactory receptor 142-like. The record is from RefSeq and is a predicted model, not a curated record. NCBI's taxonomy places the organism in Eukaryota, Metazoa, Chordata, Actinopteri, Centrarchiformes, Centrarchidae. Gene Ontology annotation, molecular function: olfactory receptor activity; G protein-coupled receptor activity. Gene Ontology annotation, biological process: G protein-coupled receptor signaling pathway. The transcript has a single exon. Gene Ontology annotation, cellular component: membrane.
AUGGUAACCUCAACAAAUUAUUCAUACUUUGUAUUCAGUGCCUACUUUUACAGCAACAAUUUUAAAUAUUUAUUUUUUGUGAUUAUUAUGUUCUAAUAUAUUUUUAUUCUCACUGCCAAUCUUCUGCUCAUUGUGGUUAUCUGUAUGAACAGAAGCUUACAUGAACCUAUGUACCUUUUUCUGUGCAGCCUGUUUGUAAAUGAGCUGUAUGGUAGUACAGGGUUGUUUCCAUUCCUUCUGCUUCAGAUUCUCUCUGACAUUCACACUGUUUCUGCUCCCUUUUGCUUCCUGCAGAUUUUGUGUUUAUUUACAUAUGGAAGUAUAGAAUUUGCCAAUUUAGCCAUCAUGUCUUAUGACAGAUAUCUUGCUAUCUGUUAUCCUUUACAAUAUAACGCACAUAUGACAUUUAAGAAGGUUGUCUUGCUUAUUGGUGUAUCAUGGUUAUACUCAUUUCUUAUAAAUGCUGUCACAUUAUCUUUAAGUAUCCCUUUACAGCUGUGUGGGAACAUCAUUAACAAAGUCUACUGUGACAACUACUCUAUCAUAAAACUAGCUUGCUAUGACACCAGUGUGAAUAAUGUCUAUGAACUCAUUGCUUUUUCUCUCACAGUCUUUGCUCCGAUGUCUGUAAUCUUUUACACGUACAUGAGGAUUCUUAAAGUUUGUUUUUCUGGUUCUAAACAGACCAGACAAAAAGCUGUCAGUACCUGCACUCCUCACCUUGCUUCUCUCUUGAACUUUUCUUUUGGUUGUUUCUUUGAAAUAUUACAGAGUAGGUUUAAUAUGAACAGUGUACCAAACAUGUUGCGAAUAUUUAUAUCUUUAUAUUUCCUUACAUGUCAGCCCCUUUUGAAUCCUGUGAUGUAUGGACUGAAUUUGACCAAAAUCCGUAUCAUAUGUAAAAGUCUAAUCUUUGCUAAAAUGUAA